CCGCCCCGGAAAUGCGUGUGCUAGCUUUCUGUGUGCUUAGGUGCCCGAGCUACUGAGGGUCUAGGUCCGGGCAGCCGAAGAGUGUGGUAGGUAACGGUCGUCAGCGCAAGGGUCAUUUCGUCGCUGGGAAGGGACGGCCCUCGCCCGCGGUGAUGGUGGUUAGCAAGAUGAACAAAGAUGCACAGAUGAGAGCAGCAAUUAACCAAAAGUUGAUAGAAACUGGAGAAAGAGAACGCCUCAAAGAGUUGCUGAGAGCUAAAUUAAUUGAAUGUGGCUGGAAGGAUCAGUUGAAGGCACACUGUAAAGAGGUAAUUAAAGAAAAAGGACUAGAACACGUUACUGUUGAUGACUUGGUGGCUGAAAUCACACCAAAAGGCAGAGCCCUGGUACCUGACAGUGUAAAGAAGGAGCUCCUACAAAGAAUAAGAACAUUCCUUGCUCAGCAUGCCAGCCUUUAAGAUUGAAUUAGAUUGUGUUGUUUUGUGGUUUUAUUUCUGAAAGUAAAACUUGCCAUAAAUUAGGAAUUGAUUUCCCAAAAUAAAAUCCUUUUUUGUAUGAUGGUAUACAGUUUUCAGUAAUGAUGUAUACAAUUGUAUUGAUUUUUUUCCCUAAAUGUGUUAUUUUAAUAA
Molecule: messenger RNA, 629 nt
Organism: Eubalaena glacialis (North Atlantic right whale)
Lineage: Eukaryota; Metazoa; Chordata; Mammalia; Artiodactyla; Balaenidae
Gene: ENY2
Product: ENY2 transcription and export complex 2 subunit
Exons: 5
Coding region: 153-458 (101 amino acids)
Biological process (GO): positive regulation of DNA-templated transcription; poly(A)+ mRNA export from nucleus; regulation of transcription by RNA polymerase II
Cellular component (GO): DUBm complex; SAGA complex; nuclear pore
Molecular function (GO): chromatin binding; transcription coactivator activity
Source: RefSeq, a predicted model, not a curated record